AUGUUGCAACAAAUUGGCAAACAAUUUUGGGGAAGUCAGCAGAAAUCAUCAGAAAAUAAUCCUAUAAAAGAAGUGGUUGAACAAAGACUCCAUCGCAUCUGUUCACUGACAACGGAAGCCAUGAAGACCUACUCCCUGUUGUUCGUACUGGUGCUUUGCCCGUCUCUGCUGCUGGGACAGAACGUCGUCGACCGCUACCGCAAUUUCAUCAACCAGCACGUGAACCAAGGCAUGAGCAGAACUCGCUGUGCAGAAGUGAUGCGCACCAGGAGAAUUACCGCAGAGAACAACAACUGCAAGCAAACCAACACCUUCAUCAGCUCUACAACAAAUGCGAUCAAAGCGGUGUGCGGCAAUGCUGGGACGCCGUACAAGAACAGCGCCAACCUCAGAAAGAGCCUCCAGCCGUUCCCCGUGAUCAACUGUGAGCAGAGUGGCACCCACCGCCCCCCCAGGUGCGAGUACAGGGGGAGAAGUCAGACCGUCUACGUGGUCCUCGGGUGCCAGGAUGGUUACCCCGUGCACUAUGACCGGGGAGAAAUGUAG
This is a messenger RNA of Knipowitschia caucasica, 546 nucleotides long. Lineage: Eukaryota; Metazoa; Chordata; Actinopteri; Gobiiformes; Gobiidae. The record is from the annotation of a GenBank genome assembly.